AUGACCACAGAAGCCUGUCCCAAAUACUGCUCGUGCCAGAAUCUGUCAGAGUCUCUGGGAACGCUAUGUCCCUCCAAAGGACUCCUGUUUGUGCCUCCGGACAUCGACCGCGGGACAGUGGAGCUGCGUCUGGGCGGGAACUACAUCCUUCGCAUCACUCAGCUCGACUUCGCCAACAUGAGUGACCUGGUGGACCUGACCCUGUCGCGGAACACCAUCAGCUACAUUCAGCCCUUCUCGUUCGGAGACCUCGAAACCCUGCGCUCGCUGCAUUUAGACAACAACCGUCUGAUAGAGCUGGGGCCAGACGACCUGCGGGGACUGAUCAACCUUCAACACCUCAUCGUCAACAACAACCAGCUGAGCCGAGUGCACGACAAGGCCUUCGAGGACAUGGCCCCUGCUCUGGAGGAUCUGGAUCUUUCCUUUAAUAACCUUGUGUCUUUGCCCUGGGACUCUGUUCGGCAAAUGAUCAACCUCCAUCAGCUCAGUCUAGACCAUAAUCUUCUGGAUUACAUUCCAGAAGGGACUUUUAAGGACUUGGAGAGGUUAGCUCGACUGGACCUGACCUCGAACCGAUUGCAGAAACUAGCCCCAGACCCCAUCUUCGCCCGUGCUCAGGACUCCAUCACACUCACCACGCCCUACGCUCCGCCGCUGUCUCUCAGUCUCGGAGGAAACCCUCUGCAUUGCAACUGUGAACUUCUGUGGCUAAGGAGGCUGGACAGAGACGAUGAACUCGAAACCUGCGCCUCUCCACCCAACCUGAAGGGGCGCUACUUUUGGAAUGUACAAGAAGAGGAGUUCAUGUGUCAGCCUCCUCUCAUCGUGCAGCACACUCACAGGAUGCUGGUGUUAGAAGGACAGACUGCGAGCUUACGCUGUGAGGCCAGUGGAGACCCCGCCCCUAUCAUCCACUGGCUCUCUCCCGAUGGCCGUCUUCUUGGAAACUCCUCCAGGACCUCUGUGUUCGCCAACGGCACGCUCAGCAUCACCAUCACCGUCUCCAAGGACUACGGGACAUUCACUUGCAUCGCAGCCAACGUGGCGGGCGAGUCCACGGCACCUGUGGAAGUGUCCAUCGUGCAGCUGCCCCACCUGAGCAACGGCACAGGGCAGUCCACACAGCCCAAGUCCCGCCUUUCCGACAUCACAAGCACCACCAGGGUCAGUAAAGGGGCCCCCAAAAGCCCCCCGGAGAAGGAGGUGGGUGUGUCAGAGGUGAGCGGUGUGUCGGCUCUGGUCACUUGGACGGUCAGUAACGCAGCCCCCAAAGUGAAGAUGUACCAGCUCCAAUACAACUGCUCUGACGACGAGGUGCUCAUCUACAGGAUGAUCGCUCCCUCUGCUCAGUCUUUCCUUCUCACUAAUCUUGUGUCCGGGACACGCUAUGACCUGUGUGUGCUGGCGGCCUGGGAUGACACCGCCACCACACUCACAGCCACCAACGUAGUGGGCUGCACUAACUUCCUCACCCUGGACGAGUACCCGCAGUGCCAGGCGCUGCCCAGCCAGCUGCUGGGGGGCACCAUGAUCCUGGUGGUGGGCGGAGUCAUUGUGGCCACGCUACUGGUCUUCAUCGUCAUCCUCAUGGUGCGGUACAAGGCGGCGGAGGGAGAGGCCCUGGGGAAGAUGGGGGGUUUGACAGACAUACACACUCAGUCUAAUGGGGGCCGCUUAGGGCCCAAUGGUCUGGUCCUGCCCCCAGUGCGGGCUCCGGGGCCCUCUGGGCCCUCUGGGCCCUCGGGACACACAGAGAAGGCUGCGGUGACUGUGCGCGAUGAAGUGGUGCAGUUUAAAUGUGGCUCUCUGCAGAGCAGCCUCACCUCCUCCUCCUCAUCCUCAGGAUCAGCUCCUGAGUGCUCCACCAGCCCCAACAGCACCCUGGCUCACAUCUGGAGGUCUGCGGCUCCGAAGCCCAGGAACCUGGACCACCUGCUGGGGGCUCUCACGGCUGUGGAGCUGCGAGGGCCGCAGCAUAGAGACGCUGGGGGCCCGCCCUCUGUCAGACUGACAGGUCGUGUGGAGCAGGAGCCGCUGCUGGGGCGCACCCUGGACUCUCGCCUCAGCAGACUGCUGCUGCUGCCGCUGGAGCGGCCCAGACGCAGCCAGUCCUUCGACAUGAGCGACUCGGGCGGUGCCCAGCGCUGCAGCCGCCCACGCCGCAUCAGCCGCAUCUGGACUAAGAGGAGUCUGUCUGUGAACGGCUCCCUGCUGCAGAGCGAGGACGAAGGAGACCCGGGGGACACCGGCACGCCUGACAGUGCAGACUGGGUCCUGGAGAGUACUGUGUAG
Molecule: messenger RNA, 2295 nt
Organism: Knipowitschia caucasica
Lineage: Eukaryota; Metazoa; Chordata; Actinopteri; Gobiiformes; Gobiidae
Source: the annotation of a GenBank genome assembly